AUGGUCACCGAAGUGUAUAACUUCAGCCAAAAGCCCGAGUUAGAUCGUUCUUCAGUCUGUGGGCACUGCACAAAAGGACCAAACUCGCGCAUAAAGUCAACCGCUUACAUCCCAAUUACCCCGGUUCUCCACCAGCUUCGCAGGGGUGGACGGAACCUGAUGUCCUUGACUCGCGACGAGGAACGAAAACAAUUGCCUCGCUACGAGGUUGAGCAACUGAAGUUAGAAAUCAUUGGCGGCGGCAAUGACACGAAACACAUCACAGACCCCGCUACUCUGCCAGCCUUUGUGAAUGUCAAGGAAGAGCCAAAUAUCACUGGAGGUACUGAUGGAGCGCCGGAUCUAGAGCUGAAGCAAGCGAAGAUUGACCCGCCACCUGCUCGGUGGGCUCCCAGUCCUACAAAAGGAAGAGAUACACGUGAAAUCAUGGCCACCAACUCAAAAUCAGACCAAAACGACCAAGAGCGAAUCUACCACUUCAUGUCACUCUUGAUUCCAGCAAGCUCUCACGUCCGACAGGGUCAUUCUCCUCGAGUCGUCAAGCGUGGAUCUAGUCAAACCUGA
This is a messenger RNA of Penicillium digitatum Pd1, 564 nucleotides long. RefSeq names its product Concanavalin A-like lectin/glucanases superfamily. The record is from RefSeq and is a predicted model, not a curated record. Lineage: Eukaryota; Fungi; Ascomycota; Eurotiomycetes; Eurotiales; Aspergillaceae.